Lolium perenne is the source of this 986-nucleotide messenger RNA. Lineage: Eukaryota; Viridiplantae; Streptophyta; Magnoliopsida; Poales; Poaceae. The record is from RefSeq and is a predicted model, not a curated record.
AUGCCCCUAUGGUGCGAGAAUAAGGAAGACGCAUUUGAGGCCUUGGUAGCGAGGAGGCGGAACUCGGGGGAGCCUCUCACCGAGGUGGGAGGGUGGCAGGAAGAUGAAGCCGAAGCAGCCCGAUCUGAGCAAGCCUCAGCCCUCGCUGCCGAGUACUUCGGCUAUGCCGAAGAGGAGUUGGAGAAGUACCGCUCGGUGUUCAAGGGUCUUCAUCCGGAGGUGGAUGAUCCUAUUGAGCAGGAGACCGACUUGACGGCGAUUAUGGUGGCGGGGAGCGGCGCGGAGCAUGGCCGCACGAAGCUUCUUAGUGGGGUGAUCAAGCCGCAGAGGACCCUCACGCAGAUCAGGUCUACCCUCACCACCGGCGACCCACCGGUCGCGCCUCCUCGACACCGUCGUACGGAUGCUCGCUUUGAGGCCGCCUACGCGGCCGCUUAUGAGAAGUAUUUGACGGUUGUAGCAGAGUGGGACCUCAAGAGAGCGGCUUGGGAAGAGUACCAGGAGGCGACGAGUCGUGCGGUCAGGACGUUCUUCCUGACUGGAGAGAGGAUCGCACUUCCGGCCGAGGAGCCAGCUAGGCCGGGGCCGACUCCAGUGUGCCCAUCGAGGGAAGCUUUCGCGGCCACAUACUACGCACGGACUCCGGGCACGGGAAGUUCGCGGAACCGACCCUCUCCUGGUUCGUCGCGCGAGGGCACACCGAUGCACCCCGGCCGCCAUUCUCCCGGUGCUUCAGGGUUUUCACCUGUCGGCGAUGGUUCAGGCCAUGGUUCUACUUCGGUCUACCUCGACAAAGGCCGGACGCCUGAAUUUACGAGUCGGGAACUUGGUUGGACCCCUGAUCUUAGUUUCCCUUAGCUAGGUGUCUAGCGGGUGUGCGUCGAUCGUGUGUGCCAUGUGUCGACGAUGUAUGAUGAUUGUGUGUGCUACAUGACACAUAUUUGUAUCACGAUGAUGUUGUUGCUACAUUUGAUGAUGAUUAUGUG